AUGGCCAAGCGGAUGCUGGAGCUGGUCUUAAAUGGUCAUCUGGAGCCAGAUGGAAUUGCACCCGACUGGGUGUGCAUCGCGGACGAGUCACCGGAGCCGGGGGCCAACCACGAAGAGCGCCCGGUGGACCUGGGGCAGGACGGCGACGCUCGGGGUCGCGAUCUGUUAGCAGACAGCCUUGGGAGAUGUGCCCUGGGGCUGACGGUGGUGGGCAAGGCCCUGAACCUGCGAGCCGAACGCCGCCUUAGCGAGGCGCUGCGGCAGCACGCGGCGCAGGCGGCCAAGCUCCUGCAAUGCUGGGCCCGCCGCUUUGCUUCGAACUGCUGA
Symbiodinium natans is the source of this 327-nucleotide messenger RNA. The record is from the annotation of a GenBank genome assembly. Lineage: Eukaryota; Dinophyceae; Suessiales; Symbiodiniaceae.